Molecule: messenger RNA, 319 nt
Organism: Amblyraja radiata (thorny skate)
Lineage: Eukaryota; Metazoa; Chordata; Chondrichthyes; Rajiformes; Rajidae
Product: ubiquitin-like protein 4A
Exons: 2
Coding region: 62-304 (80 amino acids)
Biological process (GO): tail-anchored membrane protein insertion into ER membrane; post-translational protein targeting to endoplasmic reticulum membrane
Cellular component (GO): BAT3 complex
Molecular function (GO): protein-folding chaperone binding
Source: RefSeq, a predicted model, not a curated record
UUGGCCCUGCGCCUUUAAGAGGCCGGUGUGGGCCGACCCUCCCCUUUAAGCGGCCGCCGCGAUGAGGCUGAGCGUCAAGUUGCUGCACGGGACCGAGUGCUGGCUGGAGGUCUCUGAGGAUGAGACGGUGUCCAAUGUGAAGGUGCUGAUUGAACAACAGCUGAAGAUCCCACAGGGCCAGCAGCGGCUACUCUACAAGGGGAAGGCCCUCUCUGGUAAGGCCAUCACGCCCAGGGCCAACCACCGCCUCACAAUCCGGGGACUCGGGUUCAAUCCCCACCUCUGUCACUGCCAUAAGAUCUAAAAAUGUUUUUCCCCC